GAGGGUGAGUUUAGGGAAAGACGGAGCCACACUGUCAAUCACAAUUAAGGAACCAUGGGAGUAAACUGGUGAGGAAGCUCGGCGGAACCACAGUGUUUACGGUGAAGAUUGUUUUAAUUUGCGCAGAAACGACCACUAUGCACCGGUACACUGUGGGACAUUCACAUCUGAUCUCGCCAACUGGGAAUCGCUCCACUUUGACGGGAAUUAGCAUGAUACGUUACAUAUAACAACAACAAACUUAGCGACUUCCAGUUGCCUGUGCCUUCUUUUUUUCCCUCUGCCCUCACAGCGUUCCAGUUUGAACAAAAUACACAAGUCACCGUUGAUAUUUGUUCAAAAGGCGGUGCCGCGGAGGUUUAUAUUAAACCCGAGCCCUGGAUAUACCCGUGUUUUUGACUCCCAACUCGUGGAAAAUCUGGUCUGUGCAUUUCAGAGAACUGCCUGGUCGGCAAGUCGACUUUCGAAGGAGUGACGGUACAAGAAGACACUCCCAGAAACAAACGAAGCCAAAGAGCAAUCUGAAGGGAGCCGAUAUGAGUGGGGGAGAUGUGGUGUGUUCAGGGUGGCUGAGAAAGUCUCCUCCUGAAAAAAAGUUGAGACGUUACGCAUGGAAGAAGCGGUGGUUUGUUCUUCGCAGUGGCCGUCUGACGGGCGAUCCAGACGUAUUGGAGUACUACAAGAAUGACCAUGCCAAGAAGCCCAUCCGCGUGAUUGAUCUCAACUUGUGUGAGCAGGUGGACGCUGGGCUGACGUUCAACAAGAAGGACCUGGAGCACAGCUUCAUAUUCGACAUCAAGACCAUCGACCGUGUCUUCUACCUGGUGGCUGACACCGAAGAAGAGAUGAAUAAGUGGGUUCGCUGCAUCUGCGACAUCUGUGGUUUUAACCCCACCGAUGACGAGGCAGCAAAAGCUGCUCACCAGUCAGCCAUCGGAGGCCUGGUGGUGGACACCCCACCACACCCGGCACAUAUCGCCGGUCCACCAGCGGUGCUGUCCAGCGUGCCCCCUCCAUACCAGCCGGUCAGCGUGCGACACCUGGACUCUCAGUCCAGUUCAGAGGAGCCCCAGGACUACCUGUGGCUCGUCAACUGCGAGAGCAAAAAGCCUGAACCCAACAGAGCUCAUGCUGAGUGUUCCAAGUCUACCUCUUCAGAGACGGACCUGAAUGACAACCUCCCCUCUCACCGCACGCCCACCUCCUCCACCUCCUCAGCUAAACACACCUCGCACAACGGCUUCUUCCCACAGCACCCGGCCUCCGCCUCUUCCAUCUACGACUCGCCUCCAUCCCGUUGUGCCUCUCUAUCGACAGACGUGGGCCUGUACCACCUCCCUCGCAGCUACUCCCAGGACACUGUGCUGCUCCCAAAGUCCGCCUCCUCCCCCGUGGCCCACCCGGACAGCGGGGAUGCCUCCGAGCUGUAUGUCUUCAACACGCCGUCACGGAAGCCCUCGAUGGAGUCGCAGAUGCGCAACCUUUCCAUCAGUUACGAUAUUCCACCUACGCCUGGCGCAAACUGUACCUACCAGGUGCCCCGCACUUUGUCAGCGUCGACAGGUGUGGGCGGCUCAGAGGGUGGGGGAGAUGCAGUACCCCCUCCCAGACCACCCAAGCCUUCGCUCAGUUCCACCUCAGGACCCCCGCCACCACCAGCUGAGCGCUCACCUACGGACACCUAUUUUGUGCCUCGCUCAGCGUCCGAGACGGACGGAAACUACUGUGUGCCUACUAGCGCUGGGAAUAAGGCUUUACGCAGCAACACUAUUGGCACUGUGGACUGUUCGCGCCUCCGCAAAGAUUUUGGAUCCCAGGACUGCUACGACAUUCCUCGAUCAUUCUCCUCUGAGAAAAGCUGUUCAUUUGACUUCAAUGAGAGCUUCAACAGCUACUUUAAAAAUAAAGGAAUGAUGCCAGUGGGCAGCCAGUCCACAGAAGAGGUCGACCAGAACUACGUCCCCAUGAGCGCCAACUCGCCGUCGCACCAUCGCUCGGGCAGUUUGUCGGAGCCGAUGCACGAACCGAACUAUGUGCCCAUGACCCCGAGCACCAUGGAGUUCUCCUCCCUGGGGAAACAGGUCCCCCCGCCCGCCCACAUGGGCUUCCGCUCCAGUCCCAAGACUCCGCCGCGCAGGCCAAUGCUCAGCGACUGCCAGCCCCCGCCUGUGGACCGAAAUCUCAAACCUGAUCGCAAAGGUCAGAGUCCUAAAAUAAUAAGAGCAAAAGGUGUCGGUUUAGAGCGAACCGACUCUCAAACCGUAGGUGAAUUCCCGAGAGGACGACGCAAGGGAAGACCAGCUCCACUUGAGAUCAUACCACUGCCAGAAUGGGAGGAGCCCUCUACGCCCGUCCGCUCGCCCGUCACACGCUCAUUCGCUCGGGAUCUUUCUAGGUUUCCAAUGCCAACGAGACCCAUGUCAGUGCAUAGUACGGCCUCCAGCACUGACUCCGAAGACUGUGAUGAGAAUUAUGUAGCCAUGGUCUCUAAUAAGUCCACAGAUGAACCAUUCAUGAAGCUUGGUGCCCCCAUGACUGCGGAUGGUGGGAGCAGCCCUAUGAUGAUUCAGAAGGGAGACAAACAGGUGGAGUACCUGGAUUUGGAUCUUGACUCCGGCAAGUCUACCCCACCUAGGAAGGUUAAAAGCAAUGGAACGGGAAUGGCAGUUUCAGAUGAGCGUGUUGACUACGUGGUUGUGGACCAGCAGCGGACGCAGGCCCUUAAGAGCACACGGGAGGCCUGGAACGAUGGCCGCCAAUCCACAGAGACAGACACCUCUUCCAAGGGACCCAAGUGACCCCGUUGUCCCAACCGCCAACCCACCCCCAAAACUGUUGGGCCCUUUUCCACUAGUGUAGGCUCUGGUGUGUGCUUUGGGACGGUCCAGCUGUCACCUUCCACCUCAGCAAGAUCCUUAAUGUGUGGUGGAGCGUCAUAGCCACUCAACUGUUUAGUUUACACUGCUGUUAGGCCUAGGACAGCACUGUGUGUACAGUCGUAGGAAGUGGUAUGAGCCAGGAAUAAGCUGUAUGCGGUAUGAAAGCAGGUGGAAUGACUGGACUUGUCUUCGGGGGUUUGACUUAAGCAGACCCACAAACUUUGAACAUUCACUGCCUCCUAUAUUGGAUUGGAGUUUUUUUGUUUGUUCUGUUGUUCACCUUUCAAUGGCUGGUGGGCGGAUCCACAGUUAACAUUUCCUUCUAUUCUAAUGCUGUUUAAUGUUUUGAAGUAUAAGUUGAAUCACUUGAUAACAUGAUCAAAAUACUUUAUCAAUGCAACUCUCUACUACUUAGCAUAGCUGGUUAACAGAGUUGAUUUUUUACAGUUUCUCCUGUUUUGAGUGGAAUGAAGUUUCCAUAGGCACUGGUCACAGGUCAGUUUCACAAUUUUUAGUUAGUGUGGAUGACUGAAACUCACCCUGAACUGUGUCUAUGGCAAACUUCAAACCGGAUCUCCAAGAUAACCCAGUACGAUAGAAUUUCAUAGUUUUAUUACUUUUUUUUUUUUUUUUUUGUUCUUUUCCUUCAAUGUAAAAGCAGUUGAACUCGUUCAUUUUACAUGUAACCAAGUGCUCAAUUUAAGCUUUGGAUUCACUCAAGGUUUUAUCCACUGAACAUGAUUUGAUUUCCAUUUACUUUGUACGUGGGGAUGCUUCAAUCUGUUAUAAUGGAAGUGCAAAGACUGUACAAAAGUGUUAUGUAUAUAAACAGGAAAAAAGUGUCCUUUAUUUGUAUGGAAUAUCCAGCGCGUUUAACUCGAGGGUAUGUGGAUUCUGCAGGGUAGAAUCCUGUGCCGGUCUUAGGUGGUAUGAGGACUUGUGAUAAAUGAAUGAAUUACUGUGAGUUUUUAAAAGAAAGUGACAGGUUUUGUAUAAGUUAUGCAAAGGUAUCAAACUUAGGCUAGAGAGAAAAUCAGGUACUUCUGAAUACAACUAACCAUUUCUAAUUUAUUUCUCAAGUUAUUUCAUCAGGUGGAUGUCGUGUCCACUUUUAGCUCAGUAUUCUUGAUUCAUUUGCUAAAGUCUGUUAACAUGCUUAAGUUUGACAAGCGCCGGUCAAUUAGUUUCACAAGUUCAUUGAUAUUCCUCAUUCCACUCUUAUCUAAGGUUUAAUUUAUUUCAAAUUGAACUGGCAUACAGUUUUGGGAAAUCAACUGCCUCAUGUAGUCAACUUGAGACAUCUUUUUAUAGACGGUGAAAAAGUCUUUGUCUGCAUAAAUCUGUGCUUUUACUAACCUGUGAACUCUUGACUCCGAAGUCCCAAGCAUGUGCUACCAUAAGAUAAAAUCAUUGCUGUACAUAUUUUGCCAUCAAUUAGAUUAACAUGUAUCAUUUGAAAAAUGUGCCUACUAAGUCAUCUUCAUUCUACUUCACUCUUUCCUUAUUGCAGUCUUUUUGUGAUACGGACUGCAAAGCUGAUGAUGCUUUAUCUUUUUUUAAUGAAUCUCGACAGAAAAUGUAAAUUUUGAAAGUGGACUAAAUAAAAUCCAACCUCUUAUG
Anarrhichthys ocellatus (wolf-eel) is the source of this 4499-nucleotide messenger RNA. It is a transcript of the gene gab1, whose product is annotated as GRB2-associated binding protein 1. The transcript is spliced from 13 exons. Lineage: Eukaryota; Metazoa; Chordata; Actinopteri; Perciformes; Anarhichadidae. Gene Ontology annotation, cellular component: cytoplasm. Gene Ontology annotation, biological process: signal transduction. The record is from RefSeq and is a predicted model, not a curated record. The coding region runs from base 537 to 2798 and encodes 753 amino acids. Gene Ontology annotation, molecular function: signaling adaptor activity.